Molecule: messenger RNA, 486 nt
Organism: Antrostomus carolinensis (chuck-will's-widow)
Lineage: Eukaryota; Metazoa; Chordata; Aves; Caprimulgiformes; Caprimulgidae
Product: prolactin-releasing peptide receptor-like
Exons: 1
Biological process (GO): G protein-coupled receptor signaling pathway
Cellular component (GO): neuron projection; plasma membrane
Molecular function (GO): neuropeptide binding; neuropeptide Y receptor activity
Source: RefSeq, a predicted model, not a curated record
GCCAUCUGUGAGGAGUUCUGGAUGGAGAAGGAGAUGCAGCGCCUGGCCUAUGCCUACGGCACCUUGAUCGUCACCUACAUCCUGCCCCUCUCCGCCGUCUCCCUCUCCUACAUCUGCAUCUCAGUGAAGCUGAGGAACCGGGUGGUCCCCGGCCACCCCACGCAGAGCCAAGCUGAAUACAACCGCCUGAGGAAGAGGAAGCUCUUCCGCCUCAUCCUGCUGGUGGUGGCGGUUUUUGGGGUCUGCUGGCUCCCCAUCCAUGUCUUCAACAUCAUCCGGGACAUCGACAUCAACCUCAUCAACAAGGACUACUUCCUCCUCAUCCAGCUGCUCUGCCACUGGUUUGCCAUGAGCUCCUCCUGCUGCAACCCCUUCCUCUACGCCUGGCUGCACGACCGCUUCCGUGGGGAGCUCCGGAAAAUGUUCACCUGCAAGAGGAAGAUCAUCCCCACCAAGAACUGUGGGGCUGCUGGUGGUGUGCUCUAA